Theobroma umbraticum is the source of this 450-nucleotide messenger RNA. NCBI's taxonomy places the organism in Eukaryota, Viridiplantae, Streptophyta, Magnoliopsida, Malvales, Malvaceae. The record is from RefSeq and is a predicted model, not a curated record.
AUGGGUCGACGAGUAUGGGGGGUUGAGUUGGAAGUGUUGCUUGUGCUUGUGCUUGGGGUGUUCUUCGUAAAUGUAGAGGAGAGGAUGCAGGUGAUUAGGAGAAGCCACCCAAUGCGUAGAGUUAUCGAUAGAGUGAACGAAGAUGGAGGGCCCUCUCUCGGACUUGUCAUGGAUUAUCCUCACGAAGAAUUGGCCCUUCGAGGUUCUGGCUUCGUUGUUCCAAACCCGGACACCCCUUGGAUUGAAUUGGCAGGAAGAAGAUUCCACAUUGGGAAUAUCAAUGGUGCGAACGUAAUUUAUGUGAUGACUAGGGAGCAAACAACAAAUGCAUCUCUGACCGUUCAAGUUCUUCUGGACCCAUUUGUUUAACAAAUGGAGUACCCUGGCAUUGUAUUCCGUGGAGUUUCGGGUUUGGCUGGAAGGAAUGGACUGCUUUCUUCACCUAAUUUC